AUGGAUGCGGAAGAAAUUGCUUCUUCGAUUCGAGGAAAGCUUUUCCAAACGGAUCAGCUACCACCAUCAUCUCAGCACCGUCGUUCCAUAUUUAGAGUUCCAAAUAUGCUACGCAGGCAUAAUGAAAAGGCUUUCGUGCCAGAAGUAGUUUCGAUCGGUCCAUUUCACCACGGGAAUACGCAGCUGCAAGCAACGGGAAAUAAUAAGCUAAAGUAUUUGAAAUGCCUCCUCCGUCGAACAGGAACUGCGGAAUUGGAGUGCUUGGUAAAAGCCAUCGAUACGAUUGAGCAGGAUUGCCGUAAAUAUUAUGCAGAAGAGGUUGAUCUUAGUAGAAAGGAAUUCAUAGAGAUGAUGGUGAUCGAUGGUUGCUUUAUCCUCGAAUUCCUCUACAGAUAUCAGCAAAAACGGAGGGGAACACAAGGAAAGGAUGAUCCUGGGUUUAAAACGUCAUGGAUGCCAAGGAAAAUAAUAGUCGACUUGCUCCUACUUGAGAACCAACUUCCAUGGUGCGUGCUCGACUCACCUAACUCAGCGCGCAGUCAUGAAAAGCACGCGCAUUUACUCGAUUGGUUCCGAAACUGUUUAGUUAGAUCAUGUACUGUAAAACGGAGUAAUUGCUCAGAAGCCUCAGAGUGGAAACCAGUUAAGCCUGUAACAGAGCUUAUCCUGCAUGGAAUAAUUCCUUUGAAAGCUAAAUCCAGAGAUAACAUCCUCGAUGUAAAGUUCAAAAAUGGCUUAAUGGAAAUCCCAGAAAUAGUUAUAGAGGAAAACACAGAAUCUGUGUUUAGAAACCUCAUCGCAUUUGAGCAUUGUGAUCAGAGGAAGGGCAAUGAAAUCACGUCUUAUGCUGCUCUCUUGGAUUGCCUGAUUAAGUCUCCCGCAGAUGCACUUGAACUCGAACAGAGAGAUAUUCUACGAAUUAUUGGUUUGAGCAAUGAGGACAGGGCAAGUUUCUUCAACAGGCUGCUUUCUAAUAAUGAUACCAGUUUCCAUGGUUUUCUCCACUCAGGUCUCUGCCAAGACUUGAACAAAGCUUAUUCCUCCAAAUGGACGGUAUGGAAAGCACGUCUUAGGCGCGAUUAUUUUAUUGGACCAUGGGCGCUCAUGGCUUUCGUUUUGGGAGUCGUCUUUUCUCUAGGUCUUUCCAGUAUUCAAACAGUUAUUGCUGUCCUCUCCUACAAGGAUUCUAAUUCUAAAUCAGCCAAGUAA
Carya illinoinensis is the source of this 1209-nucleotide messenger RNA. Its product is annotated as UPF0481 protein At3g47200-like. NCBI's taxonomy places the organism in Eukaryota, Viridiplantae, Streptophyta, Magnoliopsida, Fagales, Juglandaceae. The transcript has 2 exons. The record is from RefSeq and is a predicted model, not a curated record. Bases 1 to 1209 code for a protein of 402 amino acids.